Messenger RNA from Phycodurus eques (leafy seadragon), 1786 nucleotides. RefSeq names its product protein phosphatase 1, regulatory (inhibitor) subunit 14Ab (gene ppp1r14ab). The transcript is spliced from 4 exons. Gene Ontology annotation, cellular component: cytoplasm. Gene Ontology annotation, molecular function: protein serine/threonine phosphatase inhibitor activity. The record is from RefSeq and is a predicted model, not a curated record. Gene Ontology annotation, biological process: regulation of phosphorylation. NCBI's taxonomy places the organism in Eukaryota, Metazoa, Chordata, Actinopteri, Syngnathiformes, Syngnathidae. The coding region runs from base 221 to 655 and encodes 144 amino acids.
GCGCGCGAAGGCAACGUCACCCACCACGUGGUUGUGCUGCCGCCUCGGUCCAGCGUGCGCGCGCCUCGGCCACACUGCGCAUCAUUGCUUGCCGUUAUUUCAUCUUUCCAUAUUGUGAACUUUCACAUUCAGUCUCUCGGUCGACCUCGAGUCGAAGAGCAACUUCUGUUGUCCGAGUUUUACAUCACCGGCGAUUAAGCCAUCGUCUCGCGCUUUCCCGAUGGCUGCGAACCGGGCGGGGCGGCGGGUCGACAAGGUGUGCGGCCACCGGUCGCCCAACCGGGCCCUGCAGCGGCGCCAGCAGGCUCGAGUAACCGUCAAGUACAACCGCAAGGAGCUCCAGCGCAGGCUGGACGCGGAGAAGUGGAUCGACUGCGGCCUGGACCGGCUCUACGCGGGCCGGGAGGAGGACAUGCCCGAGGAGGUGAACAUCGACGAUCUUCUGGACCUGAAGACGGACGCUGAGAGGACGCACAGACUGCAGGAGAUUCUUCACUCGUGCAACAGCAACACAGAGGUUUUCAUCGGCGACUUGCUGGGCAAACUUCACGGCCUGCAGAAGCAGGAGGAGCUGCACAACGACGGCAUCGACCUACCGCAGCUCCACGUCUACCCCGCCCGCCCCGGAUCGGCCGACGGGGACGCGCUGCGCUGACGGGAGCCGGCGCACCCCUCCGCCUGACCCGGACCGCAGAACGAGCGCACCGAAAGCCCGCACCCCAGGACCAGCAAGAAGCACAACAGGAAGUGGACCAUCAGAACUUUGAUGAUGAUCCAAACUUAUUCGUCCUUGUCAGUCGUCGUUUUGUGUUUCUUCAUUUUCGUGGGUUUCAAUUUCCUGGCUACACACACACGCACGCACGCACGCACACACACGUCUGUUUGCACUGUAAACAUGUGUCGUCACCCCACAGACCUUCACAAGGCCGUGGGUGUGUGUCUGUCUGUGUGUGUGAAGACACUUCCUGUUAUCACACACUUCAGGCUUAAGUCUUGUUUACUAGCAUACACACACACACACACACACACGUGACACACAAUACACGUUGCAGAAUACAGACAUUUAGACAUAAUACACGCAGACCACACACACACACACUAUACACCAGGGGUGUCAAAAGAGGCCGGACUACUAAAAUCACAUCAUACUUAAUCUAAAAAUAAAUACUCUAACAAUGAAGUUUUUCUCUUUGUUUUAAUGCGAAACAAAACUCAUACAUUAGGAAAAUCUGUAGAUGUCAUGAUUUGUUCUUGUUGUUGUCAUUUUACAAAGCGACCUCAGAUUUCUUCUUGAGAAAAUUUGCUUCAGUUUCUCAUGUGUCCAUAAUAACUGAUCACAGCGAUUGUAUUUUGAGGCACAAAACUGCGCAAUGAUCCUUAUACUGCACGACCACAAUGUCUUGUGUCAUUUUUUUCCACAGUCCAAUUCAUCCCGCGGGCCGGAUUGUACCCUCUGGCGGUCUGGUUUUGGCCCGCGGGCCCUAUGUUCGACACCGCUGCCAUAACCCACACGCCCACUUUUUUGUCCCGAUUUGCCAGCUGUGUUUGUACAUGAUUUGAAAAAACAACAACAUUUAUUUUAUUUUGCACUGCAGGUCGCGGUUGCUGAGAGUGUUUUGGAUUGUUCAGGACAUUGAACUAAAGUGCAUCAAUUCAUCGGCAGAAUAAUUCAAUCGUAGCUUACAGAAUAAAAGGAUAUGAGUGUCAAGGGAAAUAACUUUUGCUUCAUGAGGUCUUACAGGUGGAAACAGCACCGCCUGCAGGUGCAAUGGUGUACUGCGAGACA